Messenger RNA from Puntigrus tetrazona (Sumatra barb), 2157 nucleotides. RefSeq names its product fucolectin-like. The record is from RefSeq and is a predicted model, not a curated record. The transcript has 4 exons. Bases 968 to 1501 code for a protein of 177 amino acids. NCBI's taxonomy places the organism in Eukaryota, Metazoa, Chordata, Actinopteri, Cypriniformes, Cyprinidae.
CUUCUCUGGCUGCCCCUUCCUGGUCAGGUCUGAUAGGGAGGCAGCUAAAGAGGAGAAGUUAGGGAUAAAACAUCUAUAGUAGCCCGCCAACCCCAGGAAAGCAACGUACAUGGGUCUUGGUGAGGGGCCGAGGUGCGUUCUGUACUGCUUCCACCUUUUUCUCUUGGGGACGAAUGAGACCCCUCCCAACUUGAAAACCCAGGUACCUUGCUUCGAAGAGCGCCAGAUGACAUUUCUUGGGGUUGGCUGUGAGCCCAGCCCGCCGGAGUUCAGACAGCACCCUCCGCAAAAAGCUCCAGGUGAUCCUCCCAGGUCUCCGAGUGGAUCACGACGUCGUCAAGGUAGGCCGCAGCGUAAUUCUGGUGCAGCCGUAAGAUGACGUUCAUCAUGUGCUGGAAGGUUGCUGGGGCCCCGUGAAGACCAAAGGGAAGGGUCCGGUACUGCCAGUGGCCACUGGGGGUAGAAAAAGCAGUUUUGGCUUGAGAAUGUUUAGAGAGAGGUACCUGCCAGUAACCGUUUUAAUAAUGUUGUUUAAUAAUGUUGUUAAUGUUGUUUAAUAAUGUUGUUAAUGUUUUAUAAUGUUGUUCCGUUUUAUUUUUUAUGGGAGCCCAUGAUAAUUUUUUUUCAGGAUUCUUUGAUCAAUAAAAGGUUAAAGGACACCAUUUAUUUAAGAUUUAUAACAAUAUACACUGCUGUCCGAGGCUGUUCACUGCUGUUUUUUAAAAGACAUUAAGACUUUUAUUCACCAAGGAUGUGUUAAAUUGCUAGCAUAGAUUUACACCGUUAUACAUCAAAAAAAUCCAUUCAAAAAAUGGUUUAGCUAUGAUAAUCAGACGGUUAUCUUUCUAAAAUGGCAGCAGUUCAGGGGUAAGAGAAGAAAAAAAUUACAACCCUUUCAUCUUUCUCCAGAUGUGCUGUAGUUUCUUCUAUUCCAGCGGGAGCUACCUACAGCUACUCGUGUGAUGGGAUGGAGGGACGCUAUGUUACGGUGAAUAUUCCUGGAGACUCAAAGAUUCUUACUCUCUGUGAAGUGGGAGUCUACGUUAUCUCAGGUAAUUUGGCGAUAGGAAGAACCGCCACACAAUCAUCCACCUAUGGAAGCUGGUCUGCUGAACAAGCCAUUGACUUCAAUCCAGGUUUUAUACAGCCAUCGACAUUGUGUUCCUCAACCGAUACUCAGACUAACCCAUGGUGGAGGCUUGAUCUGGGCUCUGUGUACAGAGUUAAUAGAGUGGUCGUCACAAACAGACUAGACUGCUGUCCAGAACGAAUAAAAGCUGAGAUUCACAUCGGAAACUCUUUGGAGAACAACGGCAACAACAAUCCCAGAUGUGCUGUGAUUCCUAGUAUUCCAGCUGGCGCUUCCUCCACCUUCACAUGUAACGAUAUGGAGGGUCGAUACGUCAAUCUGUUCAUUUCUGUAAAUUCACAGUAUCUUACUCUUUGUGAGGUGGAGGUCUAUGGAGAAGACGACACUUGUGAAGAAGGAACUGAAGUCUGAGUCUGUCUGAAACUCCAGCUCCAGUCACAGGUGAGAGAGACAGACAUGCAGAAGUAUGAACAUCACGUCACACUGAUAAGAGAUCUGCUCAUUCACUUUCAGUCCGUUCUGGUGGAAAGAGGCUUUUCUGACGCCGCGCUGCUGUGAUCUCAACCACAGGAAAAGGAAGUGAUGUUGAAGGAAGCUGCGCCAAGUCAAUGUGUUCAUACAGGCACUGUAAAACUGAUAAGGUUGCUUAUGAAUUGCUUAUGAAUUAAGAAGUUUUGCAUUCAGUAUAAGAACAUAAACAAUAUAUCUUGAAUUUUAAUCAUAAAAAAAAUUACAUCUAAGGUCUGGGUCAUGUUUGUAAAGAUGGAAACCUGGUUUCAUAAAGAAAUAUGUAACUUUGAGAGUGGUGCUAAAACACGGUUUCAAUACACAAACUCUUUUUAUUACCAUGACUCGGGUAAAAAUUGCUGUGUUUUUAUCAUGUUGCUUUAGUUAUGUAUUUUACGGUUCAGUUGCAAAAGGUUAAUGCUGGAAAUAUGCCCUACACCAAAUCCUACCCUAAACCUACCUGAUAGUGUUAACAAAUGUGAAACUGAUAGAAAAAGGCAUUUGUUGAUACAACCGUGCCAUUUCAACUUACUUUUAUCCAGAUCUGAAAUUUUUAUUAA